Molecule: messenger RNA, 1323 nt
Organism: Symbiodinium necroappetens
Lineage: Eukaryota; Dinophyceae; Suessiales; Symbiodiniaceae
Source: the annotation of a GenBank genome assembly
AUGAUUCAUGGACUCUUGGAUCAGAUCCAGGCUUGCGUGUCCGAUGAUGACGACGAGCAGCCGGAUGUCAGCUUCGUGUUCUCAGGCGAACACGAAUUGACCUGCCAAACGUUGGUGGUUUGCGGCCCUGGUCCUGGCAGCGCUUUUGCUCUGCAAGUGUUCGACUUGCUGCCCUUGCCUGUGCGCUUGGAGCCCAUGGAGGAUUCUCCCGUUCGGGCUUUGCCUCCUCCACGGGCACCGAGAUUCUUCAAGGCAUCCGACGGUGUGGUGGUCGCAGUAUUGGACACGCAUGUGUCGGGAGAAUACGCAGUAGCUUGGGCGGACACGCUCCUGUCCACCCUGAAGGGCAGACCGCAGGUUCUUUUCUUGGACCGCAUACUUCGGGCAGAAUGGUGCAGCUGUGACCGUCGAAGACCAGAGGAGCCCUACCUGGCUGGAUUGUGGACCAGUGCCUUCAACGGAAGCGAAUCCGUUCCGGCACUGCCUCCCCCGAAUUUCGUGGAGGGCUUAGCCGCCGCACUUCUGAGCGGCUGCGAAGCAAGAUCCUGGCCCUGCCUCGUGGCCCUGGCGCUGCAGGACGGUGCUCACAUGUCAGAAGGCUGCCUUCUUGCUUACGAGGCUUUGGUGCCUCUGCUCAUCGAGCUUCAGGUGAUCAGCUCUUGGCAGAGACCGCGAUAUCGCGAAGCAUUGCAGAAGGUCAUCCCGCCAACCUCGAUGUCGAUUUACGCGCUGCAAGUACCUCAUUUGCCAGAAGACAUGGCCGAGGAAGUUAAGCAAUAUUUGCACCGCUAUAACACAUCUGGCAAGCGGCAGCGGGACCUGACAGAGGAGCAAAAACAGGAGCUGAAGGAGGUCUUUGACUUGUAUGACACAGACGGCUCCGCCGCCAUCGACAACAGCGAACUCAAGGGGCUCAUGCAAGUUCUGGGUUUCUCCUCCACCUCGAGGGAGGAGCUUGUGGCUAUGAUGAUGUCCGUGGACAAGGAUGGGUCUGGCGAAAUUGAGCUGGAUGAAUUCUUGCAGAUGAUGGCGCCAAAAGUGCUGGCGCGGGAGCCCACGGCAGUCAUCAGAAAGGCUUUUCCUCUCUUCGUGUCUGAAGGGAGUCAGACCAUCACCUGGCACAGCCUUAGGCGUCCUGGCCGCACAGGGCGAUUCCGGCGUUUCAGCGAAUUCGAUGCUUCCAGGGCUCUGGCAGACGACCUGGGACUCACUUUUGCCGACCACGAGAUUCAAGAGAUGCUGGAAGACGCCGAUGACAACGGUGACGGCUGCGUGGAUGAAGAUGAGUUUGUGCACGCCGUGCAAAGAGCCAAGUUCUUUUGA